Molecule: messenger RNA, 1284 nt
Organism: Dioscorea cayenensis subsp. rotundata (Guinea yam)
Lineage: Eukaryota; Viridiplantae; Streptophyta; Magnoliopsida; Dioscoreales; Dioscoreaceae
Product: vesicle-associated protein 1-2-like
Exons: 9
Coding region: 127-912 (261 amino acids)
Biological process (GO): endoplasmic reticulum membrane organization
Cellular component (GO): plasma membrane; endoplasmic reticulum membrane
Source: RefSeq, a predicted model, not a curated record
UCUCUCUCUUCAUAAAUAGCGAAACGUAAGGUUGGAACUGGUGAUCUACUUCUCAAACUCAUCGAUCUCAUCGUCUCGUGCUCUUCGAUCCAUCGAGCCUUUGUGGUGGGAACUCUUGAAAGGAAUAUGGCGCCGGAUCUUAUCGAGAUCGAGCCUCGAGAGCUGAAGUUUACUUUUGAAUUGAAGAAGCAAAGCUCAUGCACCAUACAACUUAUUAACAACACGAACAGCUAUGUUGCAUUUAAGAUUAAAACUACAUCACCUAAGAGAUAUUGUGUGCGACCAAACACAGGUGUUAUACUGCCGAAGUCCACCUGUGAUUUUACAGUUACAAUGCAAGCUCAACGGGUAGUUCCUGCGGAUAUGCAGUUAAGGGAUAAAUUUCUAGUUCAAACUACCAUCGUUCCUUAUGGGACUACUGAUGAGGAUCUCGUACCAAGCCUUUUCUCUAAAGAAAGUGGCAGACAAAUUGAGGAAAGCAAAUUGAGAGUUGUAUUGGUCAGUCCACCACAUUCUCCAAUAUUGCAGCCUAUAAAUGGAGCUGUGAAGCAGGAACUGACUUAUGCCGCUCCUGUUUUUAAUGAGACUCCAGUUAUGAAAGAAACUCCACUUGUUAGUGAUCAAGAAUUGACUCAAGAUGAAAAUCUGCACCCAUCCCAUGAUCCAAAGGAUGUUGAUGAUCUGAAGCAGAAGCUAAGCAAUCUUGAAGUAAAAUUACUUGAGGCGGAAAAGACAAUGUCAAAGCUGAGGGAAGAGAAGAAUGCAGCCGUUCAAGAGAAGGAAAAGUUGCAGCAUGACAUUGCAUUACUAACAAGGAAGUGUGUGGCUCGGGUUCAAGUAGGCUUUCCCUUUCUGUUUGUGGUUUUCAUCGCGCUUGUCAGUCUGGCACUUGGAUAUGGUUUACAUCCAUGAAUGAGAAUUGUAUUGGAAAUGAAGUGAGAAUGCUACUCUGAGAGAGUGCUCGAUUAUGGUAGUGACCUUUUUUUGCAGCAGAGAUUACUGCAACCGGGGAAAUUGUCGAAACAGCUCUUUCUAGUGUUGAAUAUAUAACAGGGGGUUGUUUCUUUGUUUAUAAUGUUGAUGGCUUUGUAUUGAACCAUGAUAAAUCAGGAAUCAGUAUGUAAAAAAAAAAAGAAAAAAAGAAAAAAAAAAGAAAAAAAGAAAAAAAGAAGAAAGCAUACUUUCUCUUUGUAUAGAAUGGUGAUGCAGAGAUUGAUAGACUAUAUUUUGGGCUGUGUUUUUAUUUUGUGUUUAAUUCAUAAUGUUAUGCCCUUUGUUUCAUCA